AUGUUUUCAAAUGAUGAAGAAGCUGAAAUUUCUCAGAGAGAUAGCAAAGAAUCUGUUGAGGAGGGCUCCAGUUCCCACUCGAAAAGCAAAGAGGAAGGAAAGACGACCCAAGAAGCUGCUUCAAAACAACAAAAUGGCUCUUCUUCUGAUGUUGAAAGUCUCCAGCAAAAUGAAUUGAUUGAGAAGCAGUCCCAUUUUUUCUUCGGUCAGAUAUUCACUGACGAGGACGUUAUUACGUUGCUUCAAGGUCAAAUAGAUUUUAAGUCUGAGCAUGGGGAUGAAAGUAAGACCGAGUUUCAUUUGUUUGUUAAGGACAAGCUUCAUAUGGAGUUUACUAAGCUUCAAGUCACUGAAAAACUUCGGAGACUUAAAACAAAACAAAUAGUGCUCUCGGAAGAAAAAGAACAAAAUGUGGAAAAAGAAAUCUUAGAGGAUGAAGUGGACGUGGAAUCAAAUUACCCAUUAUUGCCUCAGUCUUUCCAAAUGAAUAUUGGAGGAAUCAUCUCUUCGGAUAUGCUCAAGACGAUUUGGGCGAUGAUGGGAAGUGAUAAGGCACGACACUUUGAGGCAGAAUGGAGAAAUCUUAUGAUACAGGAGCUUGAGCUGCACCUUAAAGAGACUGAGCUGGUUCUGAAAGUUCUCAAGGGUUUUCAUUUGUUCUGUCACUAG
Molecule: messenger RNA, 669 nt
Organism: Olea europaea var. sylvestris
Lineage: Eukaryota; Viridiplantae; Streptophyta; Magnoliopsida; Lamiales; Oleaceae
Product: probable transcription factor At1g44810
Exons: 2
Coding region: 1-669 (222 amino acids)
Biological process (GO): regulation of DNA-templated transcription
Cellular component (GO): nucleus
Source: RefSeq, a predicted model, not a curated record